AUGACAGGUGGAAAGGUUGCCAACUCAAAAGCAGAAACUGCCUUCAUCAGUACCGGGUUCAGCAACUGGAAGGACGCCACUAAGAAAUUCAAAAAACAUGAAAAUUCAGAGUGCCAUAAAGAGGCGGUUGAAAGAAGCAUCACACUUCCAAAACAGACAAAAGACAUCGGUGAGACCUUAUCUUCGGCUCACGCUCAAGAGAAAAUGAACAACAGACAUCAGCUUCUCAAGAUAAUAAGAAGUAUCCGGGUUUUAGCUCGCCAGGGACUAGCUCUACGAGGUCAUGACGAUAACAACAGCAACUUCAUUCAACUGUUGAAAUUACACGGUCAGGCGGAUGAUUCUAUUCUUACAUGGCUUGAAAAGAAAACGGACAAAUUCACUAGUGGUGACAUUCAAAAUGAAAUACUGCAAAUAAUGGCAUUAGGAAUUUUACGGAGGGUGGCAGCGAACAUUGGGACUAAUCGUUUCUAUUCUAUAAUGGUGGAUGAGGCAACCGAUCAGUCAAACCGUGAACAAGUUGUGCUUGUAUUAAGACAUGUGGACAGUGAUCUGAAUGUGCAUGAGGAUUUUAUUGGACUUUACCUUGUUCAUUCUAUUGACGCGCAAACAUUGACCAAUGUAAUUGAAGAUGUGCUACUCCGUAUGAACAUUUCCUUGUGCAACUGUCGUGGACAAUGCUACGAUGGAGCAAGUAACAUGUCUGGUGCUAAAAAGGGAGUUGCAACACAGUUGUCAAGCCGUGAACCCCGUGCAGUGUAUACGCAUUGCUAUGGACAUGCUCUGAACCUGGCAGUUGGAGACACAGUGAAACGUUCAAAAGUCAUGAGAGACGCAUUAGAUACUGUAAAUGAAAUGUCAAAGUUAAUCAAAUAUUCGCCAAAGAGGGACAGCAAACUAGAGGAAAUUAAACAGGAGAUGAGCCCAGAGACGCCGGGAUUUCGCGUUUUGUGUCCUACGCGUUGGACUGUGAGAGCAGCUAGUCUCGGAAGUGUUCUUGAAAAUUACAAUGUGCUACAAUCUUUAUGGGAAAGCUCGUACGAAAGUGCCAGGGACUCUGAAACACGUGCACGUAUUCUAGGUGUUCAGUCUCAUAUGUCUAAUUUUGACUUCCUGUUUGGUGUUAGCUUAGGGUACGAAAUUCUCAGACAUACGGACAAUUUGAGCAAAUGUUUGCAGAACAAAGACAUGUCAGCAGCUGAAGGUCAGCAUUUAUCCAAAAUUACGCUUGGAACACUCAGUGAUAUGAGAAAGGAUGACGCCUACGAUAAGUUCUGGGAAAGUGUAAAUGAAAAACUGGACACUUUGGAUGUCAGUGAGCCUGUAAUGCCUCGACGUCGUAAAAUGCCAAAACGUUUCGAGACUGGGGAGGCACCACACGAAUUUCACGCCACAGAGAAAGACCUGUACCGCCAGAAAUAUUAUGAGGCACUGGAUUUAGCUGUAAACUGUGUGCAGGAUCGAUUUGACCAACCCGGUUACAAGUCCUAUCGUCACUUGGAAGAUAUGGUACUUAAAUGUGUCACCAAUGACUCUUCAUACCUGGGAGACAUGGAUUUUGUGGUAGACUUCUACAAGGACGAUAUAGAUAGACUCUCACUAAAAUCUCAACUGGAAUCUCUGAAAGUACAUGCUCGAAAUAGCUGUGACAAUGUUUCCAAUGUUACUGUUUCUGAUGUUACCAAAUUGUUGACAAAUAUGAAACCAGCUUCUCGCGCUAUGUUCUCUGAAAUUGUUACUGUCUUGAAACUGAUAUUAGUUAUGCCUGCCACCAACGCUACAAGUGAGCGUUCAUUUUCAGCUUUAAGGAGAUUAAAAACGUACUUACGUUCCAACAUGACUGAAAAACGUUUGAACCACAUUAUGAUUUUACAUAUUCACAGAGAGGCAACAGACAGUAUUGAUCUCGAUGCGGUGGCAAAUGAGUUUGUGAACAGCAACGACUCACGUCUUUCCAUUUUUGGAAAAGUUUAA
Molecule: messenger RNA, 1974 nt
Organism: Mercenaria mercenaria
Lineage: Eukaryota; Metazoa; Mollusca; Bivalvia; Venerida; Veneridae
Product: zinc finger MYM-type protein 1-like
Exons: 1
Coding region: 1-1974 (657 amino acids)
Molecular function (GO): protein dimerization activity
Source: RefSeq, a predicted model, not a curated record